AUGGCCGCGAAGGAUGUCGAGAGUCAGCAGCCGUCGAUCCUCAGCCAGGGCCGCACGAUGACGCUGGACUUCACCGAUGAGCAGCGGCGCGCGCUGAACACCACCCUGGCCCUGAUCUCGAUCAUCAUCUACUUCUCCGCGACCUCCUUUGUCCCGAUCGUGAACAAGGCCAUCCUCACAUCCGCGGGCCACAAUUUCCCGUAUCCGCUGGCCACCGGAUUCCUUCAGCUCGGCUUCGUGUCCUUCAUGCUGACGGUCUUCACCUCGCUGAGGUACCUGCGCAAGAAGCGCCGCGGCUCCGAGAUUUCUUGGGUCUUCGGCCCCCAUCUCGGGUACAAGCUGCGCACCAUCGCCCUGCCGGGCAUCGCCUUCGGCAUGAAGUUUGGUGUGACGAACUGGGGCUUGCGGAUGAUGCCGACUGGCAUUCACCUGCUGCUUCAGGCCUCAGAUCUGGCUUGGACCCUUCUGAUCGCCAAGUUUUGCCUGGAAGAGAACCCGGGCAGGCAAGAGAUCUUCGCAGCCGUCCUGUCCACUGCCGGAGCUGUCCUUGUCGCGUACCAGGGCACGCAAUCGGUGGAGGCACCGCUGAUUCCGGUCCUUGUGAACCUCCUGAUCCCCUUGAUGAUGGCGAUUGUUGUUGUGUUCUUGCGGCGCACCACUGUCGAGCUGCGCAGGCGAGAUAACUGCCUCGGUGGGAGGAUCACGCCGGCGGAGAUCACUGCGAUCAAGUUGGCUUUCUCCGCCUUUGUGUGCCUCCUGCUCGCCUGCCUGAUGGAGAACGGUCACGUGCAGCUUGCGACCGGAUCCGCCCAGCCUCAGCAGCAACCAGCGUGGUGGGACGCCUUGUGCGCUGGUGGCCUCCCCGCUCUGCUGACGGUUCUCUCUGGAGGGUGCGUGGUCACGAUUUUCCAGCUCAACCUGACCUGGCUGUCCACGAUGGUAAGCGCCUGUACCAUCGGCAUCAUCGGCGGGGCCAAGAUUGUGCCUCAGUACUUCGUGAACGCUAUGGUCACUGGCCAGUUCAAGCUGAACGUUUUGGACGUCAGUGGGGUUGCGCUGGUCUGCUCAGGAGCUUUGCUGUACACCGCCGCACGUGUUGAGGUGAAGUUCUGUGGGUGCAAGGGGUUCAAGGGGUUCAAGGGGUUCCAGGGGUUCAAGGGGUUCAAGAGGGGGCCGGGCCCUGUGGAGCAGCGCGAGCCUUUGAUUCCGACGCUGCUUACCUCUGACACAAGCAUCGCAAACAUCGCAACCAUCGACUUCAAGCGGAACAAGACCCAGAUCAUCAUGGAUGAUGAGAGUGACAGGAGCGACAGGGAGGCUGAAGAGGAGGAAAGGGAGGUGGCCCCGAUGCUCUUGCGCGCAACCACCUUUUGA
This is a messenger RNA of Symbiodinium sp. CCMP2456, 1374 nucleotides long. The record is from the annotation of a GenBank genome assembly. NCBI's taxonomy places the organism in Eukaryota, Dinophyceae, Suessiales, Symbiodiniaceae.